Molecule: messenger RNA, 693 nt
Organism: Staurois parvus
Lineage: Eukaryota; Metazoa; Chordata; Amphibia; Anura; Ranidae
Source: the annotation of a GenBank genome assembly
AUGUCAGUGUGCUCGGAGCCCGGCUUCUCUAGUGAGGAGGUGUUGAACCUGCGCUUUCCUCUUCACCGAGCCUGCCGGGAUGGGGACCUUCACUGCCUCCGCUCCCUACUGCAAGGCCCGCCCGGGAACACCGCUCAACAGCUCGGCAAGGAAGACUCCUGUUACGGCUGGACGCCCAUCCAUUGGGCGGCACACUUCGGGAAGUUGGAGUGUCUGGUCCAGUUGGUUGGAGCAGGUUGCUCUGUUAAUGCCAGCACAACUCGGUUUGCUCAAACACCAGCGCACAUUGCUGCUUUUGGAGGGCAUCCUCACUGCCUUAUGUGGCUUAUUCAGGCAGGUGCUAAUGUAAAUAAACAGGACUACGUAGGGGAGACCCCUGUGCACAAAGCAGCAAGGGCUGGUAGUAUGGACUGCCUUAAGGCCCUUGUGUCCAGUGGAGGGCAGAUAGACUUUAAGAAUGCCAGUGGCUUGACAGCGGCUGACCUUGCACACUCCCAGGGCUUUACAGAGUGUGCUCAAUUCCUUCUUAACCUCCAGAACAGUCAGCUCAACGGUUUCUAUUGCACAAACUCCUUAAAUGGAGUUCCACAGAAUGCAUCAAAUCACCUUAAUGGAGGAAUAAACAAUCGUAAGAGGUCAUUUCAUGAUUUGGAGGUAUCUGUUGUUAAGAAGCUGAGAACUGAAGGUGAGUGA